Messenger RNA from Humulus lupulus (European hop), 2395 nucleotides. Its product is annotated as translocon at the outer membrane of chloroplasts 64. Gene Ontology annotation, molecular function: protein binding. The record is from RefSeq and is a predicted model, not a curated record. Lineage: Eukaryota; Viridiplantae; Streptophyta; Magnoliopsida; Rosales; Cannabaceae. The transcript has 13 exons. Bases 105 to 1880 code for a protein of 591 amino acids.
CUCGGAGUGUUCUACUCUUACCUUACCAGUCUUAGGCCUAUCGUCUUCUCGUCUUCUUCUCAACGAGAACAUUUCUUGUUAGGGUUUCUCUGAAAGGCCCAUUCAUGGCUUCUCAGUCAUCCAAUUUAUGGGUUUUGCUGGGUUUGGGUUUGGCUGGAGUUCUCUAUAUGACCAGAAAAUUCAAGAAAGUUAUUAGAGAAGAUUUUGGAGCUUUUAUCGAAAAGCUUCAACUGCUCCCUCCUCCUCAGCCUGCUCCUCCCAAAGCUCCUCAUCCUCUUACUGGUCUCACCUUUGCGGUUUCCGACGUAUUCGACAUCGAUGGACAAGUGACUGGGUUUGGUCAUCCAGACUGGGCGAGGACACAUGAAGCAGCUUCUGGAACAUGCCCUGUGGUUUCUACUCUUGUUGAAGGAGGAGCCACUUGCAUUGGUAAAACUGUUGUGGAUGAAUUAGCCUAUGGUAUAAGUGGGGAGAAUAAGCAUUAUGGUGCCCCCACAAAUCCCGCUGUGCCUGAAAGAGUACCAGGUGGAUCUUCUAGUGGAGCUUCUGUUGCUGUAGCUGCUAAACUUGUUGAUUUUUCUUUGGGUAUUGAUACUGUUGGGGAUGUCAGAGUACCUGCUGGAUUUUGUGGUGUUUUAGGAUUCCGACCCUCCCAUGGAGCUGUUUCUCAGAUGGGAAUUGUACCUGUCUCAUCGAGACUUGAUACUGUUGGAUGGUUUGCCAAGGAUCAUACUAUUCUUCGACGUGUUGGGCAUGUGUUGUUGCAACUUCCUUAUGCGCCUCCACGCAAUCCUAGACAAGUAAUUAUAGCUGAUGAUUGCUUUCAACUAGGAAAGAUUCCCGCUGAUAGGAUUGUUCAAGUUGUUAUUAAAUCCACGGAGAAGAUUUUUGGAAGACAAAUAUUAAAGCAUGAAAAUCUUGGAGACUAUUUAAGUUCGAAAGUACCAAGCUUGAAAGUGUUCCAAAGCAAACAAAUAAAUGGGCAAUCAAAAACUUCAUCACUUGGGUCCUUUGCAACUGUCAUGCAGAUUUUUCAAAGACACGAGUUUAGAAAUAAUCACGAGGAGUGGAUCAACUUGGCAAAGCCUGUUUUGGAUCCUGCUAUCUCAUCAAUUUUUCAGGAAACACCUGAUACAACUGGUACUGAUGUUGAAAAUUGUAAAGCAAUUAGGAGCGAGAUGCGUUUAGCUCUCAACGCUUUAUUGAAGGACGAAGGAAUUCUUGUGAUACCAACUAUUGCCGAUCCUCCUCCAAAAGUAGGCGGGAAGGAGAUCCUAUCUGAGCAGUUCCAGAGCCGUGCAUUUAGUCUACUAAGCAUUGCUAGCAUAUCAGGCUGUUGUCAGGUUACAGUUCCACUUGGGUUUCAUGAGAAGUCACCUGUUUCGGUAUCCUUUAUAGCCCGGCACGGUGGUGAUCGAUUUUUGCUAGAUACAGUGCAUUCCUUGUAUGUGUCUCUUCAAGAGCAGACUGAAAUUGCUUCCAAAUCCAAAGCUUCCAGAAAUGUUUCUGUCAGCAGGGAACAAUCUGCUGAGAUGGCAAAGGAAAAGGGAAAUCAAGCUUACAAAGAGAAACAAUUCCAGAAGGCCAUCGGAUUUUACAAUGAAGCUAUCAAACUUUGUGGCGAUAGUGCAACAUAUUACAGCAACAGGGCUGCCGCACACCUGGAAGUCGGAAGUUUUCUUCAAGCCGAAGCAGAUUGUACCAAAGCUAUUGAACUUGAUAAAAAGAAUAUUAAAUCGUACUUGCGAAGAGGUACAGCGAGAGAGAUGCUUGGCUUUUAUAAGGAGGCAAUUGAAGACUUCAGAUAUGCACUUGUUCUGGAGCCAACAAACAAAAGAGCAUCUCUUUCUGCAGAUAGAUUAAGCAAGGUGUUUCAGUAACCGAUCAGUUGUAACGAAGUUUCUCGAAGGCUCUCUCGAGGGAAAGUUUUUGCUAUGCAAUUCCUUGCAGAUUCUUGGCCUGUAAAGAUUCAUUUAGACAGUUGAAGAAAUUGCCAUAUAUCAAGCCCAAAACUGCAGCAGAUGAAAAGGGAUUGUGAUUCUUCACGAGUAAGGCCUAAAAAUCGUUUUCCCUGUUUUUUUUUUUCGUUGUAUUUUCGAGGUCCGAUUAAAGCCAUUUAAAUCUCUAGAUGAUUCUUAGUUUCAGCACUACCAGCAUACUGUGAAUGCCAAGUUUCCUUUUACAGUCCAAUUUUGUUUACUUCAAUGUUUGGGGUUGUAAUUCUUUCAGCUGAGUCUUGAAAGGUUUUGUUUGGUGGGGGGGUCGAGUAUAAAAGCCAAUGCAUGUUAUUUGCGAACGACAUUGUUUAAACAAGUUCCUUUGUUCUUUUUGUAAAUGGCUUAGUUAGCUAAAGAUGAUUAUUAUUAUUAUGAUUAGAAUCAUUAUUUUGGGUUAA